CAUGUUACGCCUAUGACAACCGUAGAAGGAAGGUAAACUUAAGCAGAAAAUAUGGCCGUUAGUGGCCGUAAAUUAAACCCAUCUUUUUACAAAGGAUCGGACAUAGAACAUGAUUUUCCGUGUUCUCCUUGUUUUAAAGAAGGGAAGAAUGUGGCUGCUAUUAAACAUUGCGUGGAAUGUGAUGAAAAUCUGUGUCAAAAAUGUUUAGGUGAUCAUAAUAAGUUUUCGUCAAUGAGAGGACAUCAGUUACUAGACACGGUAAAACAACCGAGCGGGAUAAAGCAGGAAUUACCAAGUCAGAGAUGUGAGAGACACGGAGGAAAAUUGAUUGAUGUCUACUGUCCUGGUCAUGAUAAAGUUGGCUGCGCAACGUGUAUGACUAUUGAACACAGUGGCUGCAAAGGUAUAAGCUACAUACCAGACAUAGCUUGUAAAGCUAAAACCUCCGAAAAACUAAACCUGCUGGAAGCUGACCUAAACACACUACAGUCUCGUUUCCACGCCUUAAAACAAAUCAAGCAGGAAGAAGUAGAAAAUGCGAACAAAGAAAAAAGCCAAUUGAUUAAAGAAAUAAAAUCAGAAAGGAAGAAAAUCAACGACCAUUUGGACAAAAUGGAAAUGCAACUUCUUCAAGAAGUGGAUGCCACCUUUCAGAUAAAACUGCAACAUAUAGAGUCAUGCAUGAAAGAAGUUGAUGCAAAGAUCGUUUCACUUCAAGAAAAUAUGCAAAAGAUCAGUGUUGCUAAACAUGAAAACGUAUCCGAGAAAUAUGUGCAGAUAAAACUUGUUAACGAGAGAAGAAAAGAUGCAGGCGAUUGUUUAGAAAACUUAGGAGGGUCGGGAAAAACAGGCAGAUUACGGUUUGAACCGGACGGACAUGUGACUGAUUCGAAAUGUAACUUUAUUGGAAAUGUUCUUCAUCUUCCAGUAAUUGAAGCAGAAAAAUGUCAUGUUAUUAAUUUGAGAACAAAGAAUGAUAAGCAUUCGUGCACAAUAUUUGACAUGUGCAUGUGUGAAGAUGGGUGUAUUGUUAUGACAGAUUAUCAUAAUAAAUGUAUUAAGAAAAUGAAUGAUUCCUUCCAGAUCAUAUCGUCGCUGAAUGUCAAUGACAAUCCUUUUGGUAUUUGUCAGAUAGACUCGACACUGCUGGCCGUUACUCUGAUUAAUGAUAAGACAGUUCAGUUUAUCUCUCAGACAGAGCCAAUGAAGUUACAACAUUCCUUUAAAGUCGGCGAUAGAUGUCGAGGUAUUGCAUACAAUGACGGGAUGAUUUAUGUUUGCUGUGGUGGAUCAAAGAAACGAGAAGAGGAAGACGUCGGCCAUUUAGCGGUAUAUUCUCUUUCUGGACAAUUGUUAGCAUCGUACUUUGGUGACAUUCAAUGUCCUUCACGUGUUAUAAUCUCAAGCCUCAAAAUGGAAAUAUUUGUGUCUGACGUAUAUGAAGGUAUCUUUCUCGUUGAUAAAAACCAAAGUAUUAAACACAUUACUGUAGAUAAGCAACUUUUUUCAGAUUGUUGUGUUUUUGGGGAAAAAAAAAAGUUUGCAAAGCAUUUUCUUCAAAGUGUUAUUCUGAAAGAUUUAAGAGCUUCAUUUGUUACAAAAAAUUGGGAACUUAAAAAGGAUAGAACAAAGCUCGCAAAGGUUAAAGGGAUGGACCGAGCAAAAAUGAUUGAAGAUCGAAAGACCAAAUUAAUAACCUUGCAAUUUGCUAAUCAUUACACGUAUCUAUUCUGUUGA
This is a messenger RNA of Ruditapes philippinarum (Manila clam), 1737 nucleotides long. RefSeq lists its product as uncharacterized. Gene Ontology annotation, molecular function: zinc ion binding. The record is from RefSeq and is a predicted model, not a curated record. Lineage: Eukaryota; Metazoa; Mollusca; Bivalvia; Venerida; Veneridae. The transcript has 3 exons. Bases 52 to 1737 code for a protein of 561 amino acids.